Ipomoea nil (Japanese morning glory) is the source of this 2066-nucleotide messenger RNA. RefSeq lists its product as uncharacterized. Gene Ontology annotation, molecular function: nucleic acid binding; 3'-5' exonuclease activity. The coding region runs from base 365 to 1600 and encodes 411 amino acids. Gene Ontology annotation, cellular component: nucleus; cytoplasm. Lineage: Eukaryota; Viridiplantae; Streptophyta; Magnoliopsida; Solanales; Convolvulaceae. The record is from RefSeq and is a predicted model, not a curated record. The transcript has 2 exons.
AUUACAAGGUUUCCAAAGAUCAGGGCAGCUUAUCUGAUGGGUCAGAUUUGUCUAGAAUUACUACACUAUUGGAUAACCAUGCCUUAAUUCAUUGGCAGUCAGUGAUAUUGAGGAAUCAGUGGUUGCCCACUUUUUUCUCCAUCUUAUUCUCAUGUAUUUUGGUUGCAUUUUAAUCCCAUAAUGUGUUUACCCCUGUCUGGUUUCUUUGUUGCUUAUUGCCUUGUCAUGUCGGGUCAACCAGGGGCAAAAUAGUUGUCAUUUUCUAACUAGCACCAGGUAUAAUUGGUCUGCUCGAUCUCUCAAGAAUCUCCAUCAUCAAUAAGCCUGUCAAGCCAACGAUAGUCUCUCUCGUAUUCUCUUAGAUAUGGCCGGUACUGUAUAUCUGAGAACCAACCGUUUUGAGGUUAAGCUAGAAGGUAUUACCUUCAAAGCAAAAGAUUUUGAAUACUUAUGCACAGAGGAUUUUCUUUUUCCAAAAGGUAAGGUUUGGGUUCAUCGACCCAUUGUUGGCAUUGAUGUUAUGCAUCACCCUCGUGACCCCUCCAUAGUGUUAGUGCUCUUGUGUUUUGGGUUAGGUUGUGUGAUCCUCAGGUUUCGUUCCGGGGCAGUGAUCCCGGGUCCAAUACUCAAAUUUCUUACUGAUGAGAGAAUUUGCUUUGUGGGUUUCGGCAUACCUGAGAAGGGAGAGCUAUUCCCGUUUGAACAAUUAGGAUUGACAAAACAUAAGGCCGAUGUUGGUUACCUAGCUGCCAAAUUUUACAACUCCCCCAAGUACAAGAGAUGUGAGCUUGGAGAUCUGGCAAAGAAAGUUCUUGGGAUCAGGAGAAUGAUUGGGCUGGCUGAUUCUUCGUCGUUUGAGAGACAUGAGCAGAUCAAAUGUGGAAUCUGCCAACUGUUUAUAUCUACCGUUAUUGCCAUGUCAUUGUUUGGUGCCAUAGAGAAGAAAAAAGUGAAUGAUGCCCCCAGGAAAAGUCCUUUUCAAAUGAAUCUUUCCUUGCUGCCUCUAACUGAAGGAUGGUUCAAAUUGUUUGAAGGCAAAAUUCGCAAUGCUAGGGAGAAAGACAACAAUGAAGAAGGUGAUUGUGAUACUGCCCAAACCAGAGAGACCAUAGGCCAUAAUGAGUUUGGUUGUGGCAAAGGUGAAAGAAUGUAUUCUUGUGGCGAUUAUGUUGUCCGGGCGAAAGUGAGUGAGGCGGAUGAUUUAGUGACAGGAGAGGAGCCCGAGAGCGCAGCAAAUGAUGAUUCCAACACGACCAAAAAGCCAUUUCUAGGGAUGUUUAAGUGCCUAUUUCCUUUAGGUAUGUCACAGUUUAAUCCAUGCCCUGCACCGGUUCCUGUUGAUCCCGACAAGGAGGCAAUGAGCACACCAAGAAAGCCAUUGAAAGGGAUCCUAAAAUGUCCCUCCUCUUCAUAUGUGGAACUUCGGAGGAGUGAUGUUUCCAAUAAGGAAGAGACUGCUAAAAAACAGCCUAUAAAAGGGAUCUUAAAGUGCCGGUCCUCUUCAGCUAUGGAACGUUCCCCGUUUUUAAGUUUGAAGGAACCUCUGAAGAGAGCCAAUUCCAAGGGCCACAAUGUAAGCUUUAAAUGCAACAAUAAUUAAUCACACCUCUAUCUAUCAAACUGCUGGCAAACCAUUUUUGCAUACAUUACAUGUGCUUCCUUCCUUCCCUUUUUGUAAUCCCCUUUAGGUAGUGAUUCCAAUGUGGAUAAGUUCCCCCUCCCCCUUUCUGGUCAUUGGUAAUCUGCAGAACUAGGUAAGGAUCUGUAAGUACUAGAAUUCUGAGAUUCUAAUCAUACUAGUCCUGCAAUCUGCAGAUUGUGUAUGUUCCAAUUGGAGUCAAAUACUAAUACUUUGUUGUUUGUGUUUUAGAGGAUGUAGUCAAAAGUCUCAAAAGUACAUACAAGAAAGUUCCGUUCUUGAUAUUAUUGGCAUCAUGUAUUCAACUUGUGGUUUAGCCAAAGUUACGUUGGAUGAGGUGUUCCCAUAUAUAUUAUGUCCUGUAAACAGCUUCAAUUAUAAUGAAGUGAGGUUAAUUUUAUAUGUACGUUAAAACUCUCUAUUUCAA